Messenger RNA from Physella acuta, 3822 nucleotides. RefSeq lists its product as uncharacterized. NCBI's taxonomy places the organism in Eukaryota, Metazoa, Mollusca, Gastropoda, Physidae. The record is from RefSeq and is a predicted model, not a curated record.
AUAACUUAGAAAUGGUAAUGUAUUAAUACAUACAUGUGAACCUCUAAUAUAUGAAUAAUCAGUUUGGAUCACAUGGAGAUAAAGAAUGUUUUCUUAGUAGGACUAUUUGUUUUUUGCUGGCCGAUUGCUUCUGUUCUAUCAGAAUGUACAACUGGAUGGUUUGGCGACAAUUGUCAAUAUAAAUGUCAUUGUACUGACAAUAAUUGCGAUGACAAUGGUCUGUGUUUAACAAACUCUACUUGUACAGGAGGAUGGUUUGGUCCUCUAUGUCAGUAUUACGAUCUUGCACCGUUAGGUUCAACAAUAACGUCAAACGUAACUGACGGAGAUGACAGUACAUGUGUUCUUAUACUGAACUUUACAAUCAGCUGGUCAAUAAGACACGGGCUGACAUCAGUACGACUAAAGUAUCAAAACAAUGACUCAGUAUCUAACAUCCGUCUUGCUGUAAAAGAGACCAACUCUACCAGCAGCUUUACACCGUGUACCAGCCAGACAAUGUCCACAGUAGACGACUUUACCGUAGACAUCUACUGUAAUUACAACGCAACUGUUCAAGCGGUUGAUAUAGACUUUGGAGAGAUAAUAUCUGUUUGUACUGUUAAUAUCAAUGGAGGACGAAAUGUCGCCUUAAAGCAACAGACCUGGCAGUCCAGCAACUAUAACGACAGAUACGUUUCAUCCAAAGCUGUUGACGGAAACACUAAUGGAAACAUUGUAGAAUUCGAAUCUUGUUCACACUCUUCAGAAAAGAGUUCAGGAACCUGGAUGUUGAAAUUCCCUCAACCAAUGAAUAUAAACAGAUACAUUUUAUACAACAGAGAGCGUCUGUCUAGUUUUACUCUCACCAGCUUCAGUUCCAGCAACCAGACUUUGUUCACCUACACUGAUCCUAACACUGUUGCUGCUGUUUAUACUGUGACGUCGUCAUCAACACCUUCUGUAACCUACGUACAAAUAACCUCAAGAAAUGCGCCAUUAACACUAUGUGAAGUGGAGAUUUUUGAAGGUUGUCCCAUCGGAUGGUUUGGACCAAGCUGCCAGUACAAAUGCCACUGUACCAACAACUACUGUGACGUGUCUGGUGGAUGUUAUGGUGGAGCAAGUUGUGAUAGAGGAUGGUUUGACCCACUUUGUCAAAAUAGUGAUCUGGCACCAUUAGGCUCCACGACGACAGCACACCUAACAGACGGAGAUGACAGAACGUGUGCUAGUUUGCGUAGCCUCACAAUCAGCUGGGCUCUAUCUUACGAAGUGGCAUCAUUAAGGGUUAAGUUUCAAUAUAAUGACUCAGUAUCUAAAAUCCAUCUUUCUGUAAAAGAGUCAAACUCUGCCAGUAGCUUUACCCCGUGUACCAACCAGACAAUGUCCACAGCAAACGACUUUACCAUAGACAUCUACUGUAGCUACGGUAAAACUGUUCAAGCUGUUCAAAUAGACUUUGGAGAAACAAAAAAUAUUUGUACUGUUAACAUAUAUGGAGGACGAAAUGUCGCCUUAAAACAACAGACCUGGCAGUCAGGCAACAACAAAAUGUUAAUUUCAUCCAAAGCUGUUGACGGAAACACUAAUGGAAAUCUUGUAGAAUUCGAAUCCUGUUCUCAGUCUGCAGGAUCCUGGAUAUUGAAAUUUCCUCAACCAAUGAAUAUAAACAGAUAUAUUUUGUACAAUAGAGCUGAUUGCUGCCAAGAUCUUCUCCGUGGUUUUACACUCACCAGCUACAGCUACAACAACCAGACGUUGUUCACCUACACAGAACCUAACACUGUUGUCGCUGUUUAUGCAGUGACCUCAACAUCAACACCUUCUGUAACCGCUGUGCAAAUACAAGCCAAAUUCUAUAUUUUAACACUUUGUGAAGUUGAGAUUUUUGAAGGAUGCCCCAUUGGAUGGUUUGGACCAAGCUGCCAGUACAAAUGCCGCUGUACCAACAACUACUGCAACGUGUCUGGUGGAUGCUAUGGUGGAUCUAGUUGUGUUAGUGGAUGGUUUGGUCCACUUUGUCAAUACCCUUGCAACGCUACAUUUUACGGAUAUAACUGCACAAGCCGAUGUAGUACAAAUUGUAAAGAUCAGCUUUGUGAGAAUGUUGGUGGAAUUUGUGUUGACUGUAUACCUGGGAAAAAGGGAGAUUUCUGUGACCAAGUCUGCGAUUACCACCAUUAUGGAUCAAACUGUCUACUGAAUUGUUCUUCAAAUUGUGAGGACUCUAAAUGUAACAUAACAACUGGCGAAUGUUAUUCGUGUGUAGCAGGAUUUCAGGGAACAUUUUGUAACAUCUUAUGCGACAAACAUCAUUUUGGUCCAAACUGUGCCUACAACUGUUCCUCCAACUGUGAGAAAUCUGAAUGUAACAAAUCAACAGGGGAAUGUUUUUCGUGUCCAGCGGGAUUCAAGGGAAAAUUUUGUGAUAUAUCAUGCGAUUCACAACAUUUCGGCGUCAACUGCAUGUACAACUGCUCAUCCAACUGUGAUAAAUCUGAAUGCAAUAAAAGCAAUGGUUACUGUAAUACAUGUAAGGCUGGGUAUCAAGGAGAUUUCUGUAAUAGCAGUCAAGAUAGACUAGCAGAGGGUAUCGGCAUUGGCAUUGGAAUCAUGUGUGGAGUUGUUGUACUCAUCGUAGCUAUAGCUUGCAUAAUUCGUAAACAUAUUCCCUCAUUAGCACGUGUAACGGGCAAUCAGAACAUUGUGAAUGGACAAACACUUGACAAUGGAAAAGCAUCUGAGAGCCAGACGGUGUAUACAGAUAUUGAUGUACAGUCGUCAACUGUCGGAUCAAAUUCUUAUGACAUUAUUCAGAAAGAAAGCAGCCCAUAUGAUGCUUUAGAUACUGAGUAUAAAGAGAGUGUACAAUAUGAGUCUGCUUGCUUGUAAACUAUGAAGAAUAUAGCAUAGGUUCCUUUUGUUUGAAGGUUAUAACUUACAAAGAGCAGUUGUUUUUAUUUAUGUUUUACUAGCUUUUAUUUAAAAAUUGCUUCAUCUGUAUGUCUGUAGUGUUUUUAUCAUUAAAGAUGGAAAUUUCGAGCACUUCUAACCGAGUAAAACUCGGCACGGAAAAAAGUUAUUUUUUAGACGGUUGACCUCUUUUUCUAGACACGUGGAUGUGCCCACAAAACCAUACAAAUACACAAGUUUUUCUAAUUUUGAAAAUCAGUAUGUAUAUUUAUUAUCCUCUGCAAUGGUGUCAGUAACGUCGCAGAAGGAACUUGUAAAUUAUCAGUCACGCUAGGCGGGGUGCCGGGUUUCACCGCUGGUUCUGUUGAGUCAUUGAUUGUAGUAGCCUUGUGUAUGUCACUUUGGAAAACGAAUGUAGAUGGAGCCAAGGGCACUCUGCAGCUACUGAACAUUUCGUCAGAAGAGACCUAUGUUAUUUAAUCCUUUUAAUUGAACGUAACACUUGACCCUCUGUGUAGCACGCCGAAUAAAUACAGAACUCGGAGUGCCCAACCAUAUACUAUUUCUGGCGCUUCAGAGGGCCACCUUUUUCAGUAAAAUCCGCCAUUAUAUUACCCAACCGUAUUCCUAAUAUGGGGCACUUUUUAAAUCAUAUGGAGAAUCAAGUACUACCGCUGAAUCCCUGUUCAGAAAGAUAAAUCAUCAGACCCUAGUGCUAAGAUAGCUGCUAAAAACUUUAGGCACCAAACCACACAUUACCGCAGGGGCACAGCCCCUCCCAUAUUUAAUUUUUUUUUACAGCAUAUACUUUUGAAUCAGUCUUCUGGACAUCUUCCCAGAUUUUUAUGACGAUUAGCUUAAUAGUCAUGUAAUGCGUAAGAAAAAUGUACACACCUUUACACACACACACACAUACACACACACACA